Pelodiscus sinensis (Chinese soft-shelled turtle) is the source of this 4522-nucleotide messenger RNA. The record is from RefSeq and is a predicted model, not a curated record. NCBI's taxonomy places the organism in Eukaryota, Metazoa, Chordata, Testudines, Trionychidae.
AUGGGCCGGCGGAGUGGAGCAAGACCCAGGGCGGGCCGUGGAACCCGGGAGCAGGUCAAGGAAGCGAUCCUUGACCAGUUGGGCAUUUCCCCAGAGACAUAUAGACAGAGGUUUCGGGCGGCCAAGUACGUAUCAGGGGAGCGACCCCGGGUGGUCGCCCAAUGGAUUCGGGAAGCCGGGCUACGAUGGCUGGAACCCUCCACCAAAACCGCGGCUCAGGUGGCCAACCUGGUGGUACUUGAACAGUAUCUGCAAGUGCUACCUGCAGAGGACCGACAAUGGGUGCGCCGGCAUUUACCCGGAACCCUGGAAGAAACCGUGACGCUCAUGGAGCACUUCCUGGUGGCAGAAGCACCAGAAGACCGCGUCAAGGUAGGGCCGGGUACUAACCCGGUGGGUCGGGGAGGUCCUAGCCCCAGAGGGAAGGAAGGGCAAGACAGUACGGGGCCAGGGGUUAGAAGCCCCCCCUCCCGAGGUACGGAGCGACGAUUAGCCCCGGUGUGGCGCGGAACCGAGAACCGCGAGAAAGGGGAACCCCGGGCCGGCGCCAAAAGGAGCACAGAGGACAUGCCGGGGACCCAGUCAAAACCAACGUGCUUCCAGUGCGGCCAGGAGGGCCACUUUCGUCGGGACUGCCCCAAGAUGGACUGCACGUACGGACAGCCCAAACCCUGGAGAGGCCCACGGCAGGAGGGUAUGAAAUGGAUUUCCAGAAACAGAACCACCAUUUAUAACAUUGUACCCAUGGGAAAUAAGGUUCGAGCUAUGACGGCUCGAGUUAUGACGGUUCUCCAGGAACCAAUUAGGUUAAGCCAUGGUGGUCUCUUGCCAUACUUCCUAUCUUUCUUACACAGUAGAAUAGUGUACUUUUGUGCCCUUAAUGUCUCUUUUGGAAAAACUACCAACUCAAAACAAUUUCUCCCCCUUAAGAUCCUAUGGGAAACAAGUCUACCAGUCCCUGAGUUUGCUGAAGUCGACCUUCUUGAAAUCUAUUUGCGGUCAUUUGGUACUGAAGACCGUCCCACAGACAGACCUGCUCCCCCAAGAGAAGAGAUUUAUGAAUACAUAAUCUUCCGGGGAAGUGACAUCAAAGACAUCACUGUAUGUGAACCUCCUAAAGCUCAACAUGCUCUGCCUCAGGAUCCUGCCAUUGUCCAAUCUUCACUGGGCUCUGCCUCUGCAUCAUCCUUCCAGCCACAUGUGCCUUAUAGUCCAUUUAGAGGCAUGCCACCCUACAGCCAGCUUGCUGCCAGCUCUUUACUUAGCCAGCAGUAUGCAGCUUCUUUAGGUUUAGAGAAAUUGGUAAGCCCUCCAACAUCAGCAGCUGCUUCCAGCCCUAGUUCUUCUCCGUCUCCACAACCUGUUUCAGAGCCUGACAUGUCUUCUGAGCCUCAUCAGCUCUCUUCCAAGGGUAACAGCAGUUUGAGGACUCCAGAUAUUUGGAAGAACCUGCAUGGUGCUGGCUUCCCCUUGGUUCAUCAAAUACGCAAAAGCCCUAUGGUGGAACAGGCUGUUCAGACUGGUCCAGCUGAUAAUAUGAAUCAAAAAAAGUCACCUCCGGCAAAAGUAGUUUCUGGGAUCCAACGCAGUGGACUGCAGAUUCCACAGAGUAGCAAGGCAAAUGAUACAGUUCAGCCACCACCUGUGCAAACUCAGGGCCAGGUGAAUGAUGAAAACAGAAGACCUCAAAGGAGGAGAUCAGGAAACAGGAGAACCAGAAAUCGUUCUAGAGGACAAAAUAGACCAACCACUGUGAAGGAAAACACAAUAAAGUUUGAAGGUGACUUUGAUUUUGAAAGUGCAAAUGCACAGUUCAACAGAGAGGAACUUGAUAAAGAAUUCAAGAAGAAAUUGAACUUUAAAGAUGACAGAGCUGAGGCAGGGGAAGAAAAGAGUGAGCCUGGUGUAGCAACUCAGAAUGAUGGCAAUGCAGAUGAGGACCUCCUUGGACCCAAUUGCUAUUAUGAUAAAUCAAAGUCUUUCUUUGACAAUAUCUCUUCAGAACUGAAAUCCAGUUCCAGGCGUACAACAUGGGCUGAAGAAAGGAAGCUUAAUACGGAGACAUUUGGCGUGUCUGGCAGGUUUCUUCGUGGACGUAGCUUUCGAGGUGGAUUUCGAGGUGGUAGGGGUAGUGGAACAGCACAGCGAAACCAGACAGCUCACAGAGCUGGUACUGGAAGAGUGUAAUGGAGGCUCUAAAAUCUGACAUGAAGAUGGAAGAUUGUGUACAUAAGAUGAAAAUGAACUGCUGCACCAGUGUGUGAAUAAGAAUAAACCCUUGUUUACAGUCUGAAAUUCAAUGACAGAAGUUCAUGUACUCUGCUUUGUAUUUUGGGCUUCAGCUUCAUUUCAACCAGUGUCAGAACUGGAAUAUUUUUGGAAGAGGGAAUUCCAUUCAGGGUUAUCUUUGAAGUUUUUAUUUUUUUUAAGUGCAGGUUAACUUAAAAUGUGGUUCUUUCUGGGGCUCUAAAAGGUUGCUGUAGACAGAAUAAAGCAACUCCCUUUCUGUUCCCUGAAGAUCAUGCUAUUUUAACUUUCUUUAAAACAGAACAAAAGGUCACAAAGUAAACCGUCAGCUUGUUUGUUCUGAGCAACCAAAUGUAACCUUUGGUGCUGCUGAUGUCUCAUUUAAGGCAGCAUAACUUCAGUAGCAUGUGGUGACUUGAAAUACAGAUUUCCGCUGCUGAAGGGGUUGUGUAUAGUGUGACUUGAGAAUACUGGGUGGUGGCUGAUCAUGUGAUAGUGCAAAUAACUGUACAAAUAACUUUCAGAGGUACUGCAUGAUUCCAUGUGAUGGCACAAGAUCAGUCAGGGCUGUCUGAAGUCUGUAGUGCUCUGCGCUCCUUUGGAGAAAGGAGCCCAAAGCUUCUAACUAGCUGGGGUCUAUGUGGGAGUGCAUAUAUUCUCACUCAUUUAAAAUAGUGCUCUAGCAGCAAGUGAUUUCCUACAUGCACUGUUAAGUACUCUACAUGUUUGUGUAUGUGCUUUAAACUAAGCCAGAAUAAAGGUGGAGGAACAUCUCAUAGUAAAACGAGGAUGACUUGCUGCCCCCCAGUAGUACCUCAUUGUGUAAACAGUAUAUGCUGCAAACAGCUUUAUGGACAGUAUACAAUGUUGCUUUCCCUAAACCUAGGGAAGGAAGAGCCCAUAUAAUGAAGCUUAUUGGAUGGAUGUUUAAUUUGUCUUUAACCCCCCCAACUGUAAAUAGUUCUUGUUAAGAGGGGUGUGUGGGGCAGGAGUUAUAAACUUGUUUGCAUGAAUAAGUGGGUUACGCUCUUAGUUAUAGGCAUGCAUUCCUUUCACAGUUGGUGGGGAAUUUUGUUGAAAAAGCACUUUGAUAACUGAACCCAUUACAUAACCAGAAUUUUAGUUUGUGCAUUAAGUUACUGUAAGAACUUGGCUUUAUUUUUGUUAAUGUCAUUGCUAAAUAUUAGAACAGAGCAGCCCCAUUGCUAUGGAGUAAUGUAAACUGUAAUAAAUAUGUAUGUUUAACACUUUCCCAUUUUUGUUCCUGUAAAUGGCUAAUAAUUUGCAGCAGUUGUUGCCCAGCAGGUUAAUGGCUGGAACCUCUGGUUUGAAAUAAGCCAGACAUGAGUACAUAAUGAAGGGUGGGCUUGGUGUUAAUUGCAGCCAGAAGUUGGUAACUUUAUUUGUAUAAAACUAUGUAAUGGGUCUGUAAUUCUUCCACAGGUUAAUAUUUCAGGCCUUUCAUGUUAGAUGGCUGCUGCUUACUUCAGUGGCAAUGAAGACUUUGGCACUUGUCUUAUCCUUGGAAAGUCAGCUGGACUGUUUGUCUUGGAUAGGCAAUUAGAUGCUCCAGCGUCAUGUAUUGGAAACCAUUAGUUCAGGUGCUACAUACAACACUUCUCUCUGUACUAGCAAGGAGGACAACUGACUGGAUCAGAUUAGGGAUGUGAAUGGUUAACUGGAAAGCAUCAGUCUUAGCAGGUGAUCCUGAGUGCUUAGUUAACCAGCAUCCUACCCAGGCCUGUGGAGUGGGUGGGUGGCCACUCUAGCCUGGCCCAAGUGGCCCACUACACUGCCCCUCUUUCAUCAGUUAACUAGCUAAACAGGAUUUUAUAUCCAUAGCUCAAAUAUCCAUUAGUCAUGUUAAGACAGAGUGGAGAAACUGCUAUUUUUAUUAAGCCAAAACCUGACAAAUGAUAGCUGACCCCUUCAGGAUUCUUCAUGCAGCUACCUUGGAGCAAGAUUAUCACACCAGAUCAAAUCUCUCUAGUAAGAAGACUGAAGAAAUUGUUGCUUUCAUGUACUAUAAGGCUUGGUGAACAUCUGAUGUGCCCUGUAGUAAGCUAUGAAUGUUCUGGACUGGCUUAUGCUAAACUUAGCAAUAAACUCCAUAGUCUUGUAUAAGGACUGGCAUUAAUUACCUCUUAAGGUGAAAAAUUUAUGGUUGAACCCUUUACUGUUUGAUACAUCUGCUACUGUGUAUUUCAGCAUAUGGAUUAUUUUACUUAACGAGCCAGUUACUCUAAACAUUAAAACCUUCUGCUACCUGUACAAA